Molecule: messenger RNA, 2508 nt
Organism: Medicago truncatula (barrel medic)
Lineage: Eukaryota; Viridiplantae; Streptophyta; Magnoliopsida; Fabales; Fabaceae
Product: subtilisin-like protease SBT3
Exons: 1
Coding region: 1-2304 (767 amino acids)
Biological process (GO): proteolysis
Molecular function (GO): serine-type endopeptidase activity
Source: RefSeq, a predicted model, not a curated record
AUGGCUUCAAACAUUUGUCUUUAUUUGUGGUUUUUCUAUAUUACAAAUAUUCAUUUCAUUUUCACAUUGGCUCACUUUCAUAAUUAUAUAAUUCAUAUGGAUUUAUCGGCAAUGCCAAAAGCAUAUUCAAACCAGCAUAGUUGGUAUAAAUCCACUCUUUAUAGAGUUACUACCACCAACAAUAAUCUGGAAAGUUCUACCUCUUCUAAGAUCAUUUAUACAUACACUAAUGUAAUGAAUGGUUUUAGUGCAAGUCUAUCACCUAAAGAGCAUGAAGCUCUCAAAACCUCCCAUGGCUACAUUUCUUCAAUACCCGAUUUACCUUUGAAGCUUGACACAACAUACUCACCUCAAUUCCUUGGUCUUAAUCCCUACAAAGGGGUGUGGCUAGCUUCUGAUUAUGGAAAAGAUGUCAUUGUUGGUGUGAUUGAUACCGGUGUUUGGCCAGAAAGUGAAAGUUUCAAUGAUAAUGGAUUUACUAAAAUUCCUUCAAAAUGGAAAGGGAAAUUAUGUCAAUUUGAAAAUACCAACAAUUCAUCUUUUUGCAACAAAAAACUCAUUGGAGCAAGAUUCUUCAACAAAGGGUUCUUGGCGAUGAAUUCCACCAUUGAUACAACAACAGUGAACUCUACACGUGACACAGAUGGUCAUGGAACCCACACUUCAACAACGGUAGCGGGGAAUCAGGUUAAUGGUGCAUCAUUCUUCGGUUAUGCAAAUGGAACAGCAAGAGGAAUAGCCCCGUUAUCUAGAGUAGCAGUGUACAAGGCAUUGUGGCCGGGAACAAAUGGAAAAGCACUUUCAUCUGACACAAUAGCUGCAAUUGAUGCCGCAAUAUCAGACGGUGUGGAUGUUCUUUCAAUAUCAUUAGGCUUCAACAAUGCAUCUAAUUUGUAUGAAGAUCCAAUUGCAAUAGCCACUUUUGCAGCUAUGGAAAAAGGUGUUUUUGUGUCUACUUCAGCAGGUAAUAAUGGACCUUCCUUUAACACUCUUCACAAUGGAAUACCAUGGGUGAUAACUGUUGCUGCUAGUACUUUAGAUCGUGAAUUUUUUGGGAAUCUUACACUUGGUAAUGGAGUCUCACUCACCGGCUUCUCUUCCUAUAUAGGAAACUUCUCUGCUAGUAAUAUUCCCAUUGUUUUCAAAGGUAUGUGUGACAAUUUUACAGAACUAAUCAGAGUGAAGAGCGAGAUUGUGGUUUGUGAAGACAAGAAUGAAAGUCUUUCUAAUCAAAUUUAUAAUGUGGUUAAAGCAGAAGUUGUAGGAGCUAUUUUUAUAUCAAACACAACACAAGAUGAUCUAUCAGAAGACUUACGGUACCUGCUUCCAUCCAUCAUUAUUAACCAGAAAAAUGGAGAAAUGGUCAAAGAUUACAUACAUAGUAACUUUAACUCUAGUUCAAUAGAAAAAAUGUCUUUCAAGAUUACAUCUUUUGGUGCUAAACCAGUACCUAGGGUGGAUUUUUAUAGUUCUAGAGGGCCAUCAAAGAGUUGUCCAUAUGUGUUGAAACCUGACAUUACAGCUCCCGGUACGUCAAUCUUAGCUGCAUGGCCUCCAAAUGUUCCUGUGUUGGAUUUUGGGUCUCAUAAAGUCGUCAACAAGUUCAAUUUUUUAACUGGAACAUCUAUGUCAUGUCCUCAUGUUGCCGGUGUAGGAGCACUUUUGAAAGGAGCACAUGCUGAUUGGAGCCCGACAGCUAUUAGGUCGGCAAUGAUGACAACAUCAGACAUAUUUGAUAACACUAAGGAACUUAUCAAAGACAUUGGAAAAGAUAACAUAGCAGCAACACCUUUUGCAUUGGGAGCUGGUCAUAUCAACCCUAAUAAAGCACUUGACCCUGGUCUUGUUUAUGAUAUUGGUGUACAAGAUUAUGUUAAUUUUCUUUGUGCACUUAACUUCACACAAAAACACAUUACUGCCAUAACAAGAUCAUCAUCCAAUGAUUGUUCUAAUCCUUCCUUGCAUCUCAACUACCCUUCUUUUAUUGCUUUUUUCAACGCUGGAAAUUCUUCUCCAAGGACAGCCCAAGAAUUUCACAGGACAGUUACCAAUGUUGGUGAAGGACAAACGGUUUAUGUUGCUAGCAUUACUCCAAUUGAAGGCUUCAAUGUCGGUGUUAUUCCAAAUAGGUUGGUGUUCAAUGAGAAGAAUGAGAAGCUAAGCUACAGGUUGAGGAUUGAACACCGACGAAUGACACAGAAGAAUGAAUUAUCUUUUGGAUAUCUCACUUGGAAGAAUGGGAAGCAUGUGGUGAGGAGCCCUAUUGUGGUAACAACGCCCAAUUUUAAUUUAAUAGAAAAUUAGCUCUUGUUACAUUUUGGUAUUGAAAUUUUAUAAAAAUAUAGGUAACCUUUAUAACUAUUUAAUCUAGACAGUAACUUUUAAUAGAAAUGUUGUCCUGAUCCCAAAAUUACAAGUCCAUUUCAGGUUGGUUUUUUUUUCAAAAGGCAAGAAGAUUAUAAUGUGAUGCUGAGUACAAUAUAUGACAUUUGAACUUUAAUAUUAGUA